Messenger RNA from Aspergillus chevalieri, 3237 nucleotides. Its product is annotated as F-box/WD repeat-containing protein. The transcript has 3 exons. Lineage: Eukaryota; Fungi; Ascomycota; Eurotiomycetes; Eurotiales; Aspergillaceae. The coding region runs from base 1 to 3237 and encodes 1078 amino acids. Gene Ontology annotation, molecular function: protein binding. The record is from RefSeq and is a predicted model, not a curated record.
AUGACUUCAAACGCCUCCACUGCCAUCGACGUUGUUGAAGUCGACUCGCAAUCAGCGCCUGCACCCACGGACGCGUCUUUGGCGCCCCUCGAGCCACCAUCUUCCCAUCUUUCUUCUUCUUCUCGCCAUCGCCAGUCUCGAAAACGUGAAAUGGACAACGGUGACAAUACUCAAGUGGAUGGCUCGUUUGGUCAAUUUUCCUUCGCGCCUGCCACUCAGACCACUGUUGUGACCACCACGACCACGACAACAACGACCUUUCCUCCCUUGAUUAUCAAACCACCUCGGGCAACAAGAAAUUUAGAUACCAAGCUUUAUCCGUUGGCGGCCUCACCUACUCCUAACUCUCUAAGAAACAUCAAAUUUGAGCUGGGAGGGAAAUCCGUGGUUUUCAACGAGCCUGAGGAUACCCUAAGUGCUGUUAACGAGACGAGAGAAAGGAAUGACGCGCUCAAAACCUCGAAUGGCUUACUCCGGUCUGUGGCAUCCUUCACCACGCCUAAUGAUACCGGACAUACUCGACGCAAUGCCCACACCAGGUUAUCUAGCCACCCGUCGAGUCACCCGUCAAGUUUAAGACGUCGACCAGUCUCUCCAGUAUCGAUCCCAGAGGCACAACCGAGUAUACCCCGGACGCGUUCUCGGGUUCCAUCAGAGCCUGCCGCCCGCUUAUCCCGAUCUCGUGCUCCGGCGGUGGACGGGCUAGCAACACCAGAGACGGAGAAUAACAGUUUCAAUGCUGGGAGUGCAUUUCCAAGACGAAGGAUUCAUAGCGCAGCCCUUCCACGAAGAGCCUCACAAUUACGUUCGCCUCUGUCUUCUGAAGUUGAGUCUCAAGGGAAUCUAAAAUCUUUCCUGGGAAAGGAUGCAGCGCGGACCAGAUUUGUGGCCCCCGGAAAAAGCCCCCGGCUGGAUCGUGGAACAGGGCUUAGUUCGGACAAGCAACUUUUGCAGGACGACAUUAGCGCCCGCGUGGAGAAUGAAGAAGAGGAAGAGGAAGAAGAAGGAGCAGCUCCUACUAGCCGACUGUCAGACAAUGUGUCGGUGCAAAUUCCGCAACAGCGCAAGUCGCUUGAUACGAACACCCAGAGGACGGCAGCUGACAAUGUUGCUGCUCAAGAUAUGUGCUUACCGAGCCCUAGUCUGUCUCCCGUGGCUGCCAUGAAUGCCAUGAAUGGCGAUUCAUCCUUUGAUUCCACAGAGGAUGCGGGAGUUGAUACAGAUUCUAGCUUGGAUAACAAUGUUCCUCGAUCCUCAAAGGGCGCCGACGUUCCACGUUCCACGGCAUCGUUGAUGGACAUGCCAAAUGUACUGGACUUUUUUGACUCGGUUCCUGAGGGGUUUAAAACGUAUCUCAUGUACCAAUUGCUCCGUCGAUGUCCUAAACCCACUCUCCGUUUUGUCGCUAAUGUCGUUAAUCCGGCCCUGAAAUGCGACUUUUUAUCCAUGCUUCCGCUUGAAUUGAGUCUCAACAUCGUCAAAUAUUUUGAUGCUCCGACCAUGUGUCGUGCGGCUCAGGUGUCAAAGAAAUGGAGACAUAUCAUCAAUUCCGAUGAGAAGACUUGGAAAGGGCUCCUGGACCAGGAUGGCUAUGUUCUCCCUGAAGGGGAGUUAGAACGCGCUAUUAGAGAAGGUUGGGGAUGGCAGUUCCCGAAUGGAGAUGAAGAUUUCGAGAAGGAUUUAUCUACAUCUCUCCCUCUGAAUUCCGGUCCAGGCUCUUCUGCUUCGGCUUCGUUGCAGGCAGCAGGGCACAAUGACAGAAUAUUGGUCACUCGGCAGUCGAAGAGAAAGGCUGCCACUCGCACAUCAACCCGCAAAUAUGCGAAGCGAAAGAUCUCGUCCAGUGGGACAGAUCGUUCGGAGACCCCUGACUUGAGAGUCGAUAUUGCAACGGCGGAAGGCCCAUAUGCUGCUGCUAGUGCUGCCGCAGCAGCCGUACCAUACCCCGAUGUUGGUUUGCCAUCUCUCCGUAGCCUUCACCUGUACAAAUCUCUUUACCAGCGGCAUCAUUGCAUUCAUAAAGGUUGGAUGAGGCCGGACGUUCGGCCGAAACAUUUUGCCUUCCGUGCGCAUGAUCGCCACGUUGUCACGUGUCUCCAAUUCGAUACGGACAAGAUUCUUACGGGAAGCGAUGACACCAAUAUCAACGUUUAUGAUACGAAGACCGGCGCUUUGAGAAACACUUUAGAGGGCCACGAAGGCGGUGUUUGGGCUCUCGAAUAUUACGGCAAUACCCUUGUUUCCGGGUCUACCGAUCGCUCUGUGAGGGUUUGGGACAUCGAGAGAGCAAGAUGUACCCAGAUCUUCCAUGGUCACACUUCCACCGUGCGAUGUCUGCAGAUCGUACUGCCAUCAGAGGUCGGGAAAAGGGCCGAUGGCACCGUUGAAAUGAUGCCCAAGGUGCCGUUGAUCAUCACUGGCUCCCGUGAUUCUAACCUACGGGUGUGGAAGCUUCCCCGGCCAGGUGAUCAGCUUUAUUUCCAAAGCGGACCUCACGUCGACGAUGCCGAUUGCCCCUAUUUUGUUCGUGCUCUCACAGGCCAUCAACACUCAGUUCGUGCCAUCGCCGCUCACGGAGAUACUCUAGUGAGUGGGAGCUAUGAUUGCACUGUGAGAGUCUGGAGGAUAUCUACCGGAGAAACUGUGCACAGACUUCAGGGACACACUUCCAAGGUGUAUAGCGUGGUUCUUGACCACGAGCGAAACCGUUGUAUCAGUGGAUCGAUGGAUAACCUGGUAAAGGUGUGGUCGCUGGAGACUGGAUCUCUUCUGUACAACCUUGAGGGUCAUACUUCUCUUGUCGGUCUUCUUGAUCUUAAAUGUGAUCGUCUUGUCUCUGCAGCGGCGGAUUCGACUUUGAGAAUUUGGGACCCCGAAACCGGCCGGUGUAAGAGCAUGUUGAGCGCCCACACCGGUGCGAUCACAUGUUUUCAGCACGAUGGCCAAAAAGUCAUCUCGGGUUCUGAUCAAACUCUGAAAAUGUGGGAUGUGCAGACUGGAGAACACGUCCGAAACUUGCUCACUGACCUCAGCGGGGUCUGGCAAGUCAAGUUCAAUGAUCGGAGGUGCGUUGCCGCAGUGCAGCGUGAUAGUUUAACCUACAUCGAGGUCCUUGACUUUGGCGCUUCCCGUGACGGAGAGCCACCCGAGAAAUUGGGGAAACGUAUUGUCGUGAAUCGAAGAGGUCUAGAAACCGGCGAUUAUGCCGAGGAAGAUUACGACAUGUCGGACGGUUAA